UCUUAUCUGAGCACGUCCAUAGUAACAUUUAUUUUCGAUAGGUACGUUGAACUAGGCAAGCACUACUUCUCUCAGUUUACAAUUAUCCGAGCGGGGGAACGCUCGAUUCACGUAUAGAAAUAGUUUAAAAAACGAAAUACUUCAAAAUGUCGCGGGUGUUUUUAUUUCUUAUUUCUUGUUUAAUUUUAUUAAACGUAUCGGAAGGAUCGAAAAUUUUGAUGGUAUUUUCUCUGCCGUCUAGAAGUCAUUACAUACUAGGUAGAUCUUUGGCUACCGGAUUAAGGCAAGCUGGACAUGAUAUUACGAUGAUUACCAAAUUCACAGAAAAACCGCCUGAGGGUAGUGGUAGCUUUAGAUACAUUACUAUACCUGAUUGUCAAUUGGGUGAUUCCUGUUGGGGUUAUUAACAGACAAAAAACUCUUCAUGAAACGGACUUGGAAGUUGUUAUUCUUUCAUAAAAUAUUCAUUUGUAAACUCAGCAUUUAUUUUAUUAUAUAUACUUGUAUUAUAGAUUUUUGGUCAAGAUUUUGUUGUAACAUUGUAUUAAUAUUUUGUAACUUUUGUUCAGUUAAUAUUUUAUUGUAUUUUCGUGUUAAUAAAGUUGUUAUUUGUUUUUUAAAAAA
This is a messenger RNA of Diorhabda carinulata, 624 nucleotides long. RefSeq lists its product as uncharacterized. Lineage: Eukaryota; Metazoa; Arthropoda; Insecta; Coleoptera; Chrysomelidae. The record is from RefSeq and is a predicted model, not a curated record. The transcript is spliced from 2 exons. Bases 147 to 407 code for a protein of 86 amino acids.